AUGGCUGUUGCAGCAGCCGAGGUGAUGAUCUACAAUGAAAACCGCAAGAAAUGGCAAGCUCCGGAUGGUGCUGAAGGGCAGAUCUCGAGCAUCCAAGUUCUGCACAAUGCUGUGCGGCAAACGUUCAGAAUUAUCGCGAUUAGGGAACAGGAUGGUGCUUGGGUUAUAAACUGCAAUAUUCAUCAUAAACUCAAGUAUCAUACUGCCACGCCAACGUUCCAUCAGUGGCGGGACGAGCAGCGACAGGUGUACGGUUUGAACUUUUCAUCAGAAAAAGAAGCCCGAGACUUUGUCUCAGCGGUUGGUCAAGCGAUUGACUACCUUAACCAUCAGUUUGUUCACGGAGGAGAGUACCAGGUCCCAAAUGGUAUGCUUUUUUCUUUUCUACAAUUUUUUUCUGGUUUAGUUUUUCUGCGUAUUAUGACAGAAACAAUUGUG
Messenger RNA from Ostertagia ostertagi, 438 nucleotides. The record is from the annotation of a GenBank genome assembly. NCBI's taxonomy places the organism in Eukaryota, Metazoa, Nematoda, Chromadorea, Rhabditida, Trichostrongylidae.